Molecule: messenger RNA, 2205 nt
Organism: Rhodotorula toruloides NP11
Lineage: Eukaryota; Fungi; Basidiomycota; Microbotryomycetes; Sporidiobolales; Sporidiobolaceae
Product: RecQ family helicase MusN
Exons: 17
Coding region: 1-2205 (734 amino acids)
Biological process (GO): metal ion transport; transmembrane transport
Cellular component (GO): membrane
Molecular function (GO): magnesium ion transmembrane transporter activity; cobalt ion binding; magnesium ion binding
Source: RefSeq, a predicted model, not a curated record
AUGGCCUCGCUUCACCACAAUCCGGCUUUGCGGAGUGGGAGGCCGUCUCCGUCGCUUGCUCACAGGCGCAGCUCGUCGAGCGGACACUUUCACCGCCGCGAAAUCGAACGCCCGUCCGACGACCCCCCCACAUUACAAUCUCACGACGACGCAGGGCGCAGCCAGGCCGGGGCGAGCGGUGCAGGAGGAUGCCUGGAGGACGAAUCGACCCUGGGAGGGACAGAGGCGCCCGGUCAGCAAAGUCGCGAGUCGCAGCUGCCUCUCCUCGAAGGCGGUGACGUCUCGGAACACUUCCUGAAGCCACCACAAGUCGUCGAGCGGCCUGACCUGCACAACCAAACCUCGUCCCAGCGCUUGCAAUCAGUUCGCGCGGCACUUGUCGCCGCAAACAUCCUCUCCCUUGGCGCCGACACGGACUGGGAUUCGCGACCACCCGGCAUUGACCCUCGCCGAGUCGACAUACCGGACUUGCACUGCAGAUCGGUCGUCCAGGUCGCGGAGUGGAGCAAGGAGCGCGCAGAGUUCACCGUCCUGACGAACGAGUCGGUGCCGGGCUUCCUCGAAGCAGGCCGUCCCGACUUCGCGAAGGUCAGAUGGAUGCACGUCAACGGGCUCUCGUGGGACGUGAUCAAACCGCUUGCGCUGCACUUCAACCUCCACCCGCUCUCGCUCGAAGAUAUGCUGCACUCGUCCUCGUCCGCCUCGACGCGCAGUAAAGUCGACUACUACCGCCAGCAUCUCUUUGCGCGAGUUGUCGUGCACCGCACGCUGGAUCAGCAGCCCAAGGUGGAUCUGGAUGCGCCCGAGGAGACCCUGGGCAUCAGUCGAAGUACGACGAAGGCGCUGAAGGGAGGGGGGAAGGAGAGGGGUGCGCAGCUCAGGGAGCAAUUUGGCUUCCACCAUCACCAACGAGACGAAGAGGCGAUCGUCGACUCCGCCACGCAUUCGCGCAUCGGCUCGCAUGCCUCAGGAUCAGCUAGUCCCGACGAAGCGGCGCAGAUCAUCGCCUCAACCGGGACGCAAUCGCCGCUCAUGGCUGUCCACCCGAAGGCGUAUAGCCAAUAUCGGAAGAACCUGCGGGAGGCGUUCAAAGGUGUCAAAAGAAGCAGAGAGGAAGGGUACAGGACGCUCUCGCACAAUCGCUCAGGCUUGGCGACUAAGUGGCAUGGGUUGACGACGAAGUCAAAGCGGCGGCGGAAGGAAGAAGCGCAGCGUGCGGCGGCGAGGUGGACGGUCGCGACGCUGACCAAGGACGUCAAGGUUCAUAUCCAUGUCGAGCAACUUUCAAUCUUCCUCUUCCGAGACGGCACCAUCCUCUCCUUCUCGCAAGACUCGGGGUACCACCACCAGAUCAGCCAGAUUUUCGAGCGCAUCCAGUCGCGCGACGACCUCCUCCGCGAUUCGGAAGACGCGAGUUUCGUCCUGCAGGCGCUCUUGGAUGUGACGGCGGACGAUGCCUUGGACAUUGUCGACGAGUUUCGCGAGACGUUGACGAUGCUCGAGAGUCGGGUGUUGGCGCGACCAGAUAUGGACGACGUCCGGCACCUUCACAUCCUCUCAUCCCAGCUGCUUCUCCUCAAGUCGACUUUCACGCCACUCCAACUCCUCCUUCAAGCGAUCCGGUCGCAGGACGACGCGAAGGCUGCGGCAGCGUUCCGGAUCGAGGCGCUGGCCGGGCCGAGUGCGACGGCGAACCAGGCUCCUGGCGAUGAGCGGGAGGGCGAAGCGGAGAGGGGCAGGGAGAAGGAGAGGGUGGCGGAGAGGGCCGCGAGGAAGGGCUUUGUGAGCCACGAGGCGAAGGUCUACCUCGGCGACGUGAUGGACCACGUCGACUCUGUCCUCUCAAGCCUCGACCUCUUUUCGGAUCUCGCGGAGAACCUGAUCGCCUUUACUUUCAACAACUUGUCCUACUCGUCCAACGCAUAUAUGCAAGCGCUAUCGGUCGUCUCGAUAAUCUUUGUUCCCGCCACCUUCCUUUCCUCCUACUUCGGCAUGAACUUUUCGCAGGGAUCGUUCAUUAGCGACCUCGACAAGGGCGUGAGGUUAUUCUGGGCCAUCGCCUUACCCGUCACCUUCGUCACCGUCUUCCUCUUCGGCUGGGGCUACUUCGUCGAACUCGCCUCUCGUGCCCGCCGGGAUAUCCUGCGGAUGUACCACCAAGUCGAGAUCCGAAGGUCGAGGAGCAGGAAGGAGAAGGAGUUGUGA